AUGAAACUUAACGAACACCUGCAGAUCGUUGGCAAGAAUGUUAUUUUAGUCCCAUACGAAAGCAAACAUGUUGAGAAAUAUCACCAAUGGAUGAAAAGCGAGGAAUUACAAACACUAACCGCUUCGGAACCACUAACCCUCGAAGAGGAAUAUCAAAUGCAACAAAGCUGGCGUAACGAUGAAGACAAAUGUACCUUUCUCAUCCUCGAUCGUGAACGUUUCGAGCAAACAAAGGACGAAAUUGAAGCACUCGUCGGUGAUACGAACAUUUUCCUCCAAUCAAACACAGAAGCAGAAGAUACCGAUCCCACGGAUCGUCGAUUACUGGGAGAAAUAGAAAUAAUGAUCGCAGAACCAUCAGCCCGGGGGAAACGUUACGGCUGGGAAGCGACACUGUUGAUGCUUGUGUUCGGUGUGGAACGUUUGCACCUUCGCCAGUACAUCGCCAUCACGAAGGACACAAACGAGCGUGCGAUUAGAAUGUUCGAAAGGAUGAAAUUUCGGGAAACAAAACGUACGCCCAUCUUCCAGGAGGUUAGCUUCGGUCGGCCUGUGGAAGAAGAUUGGAUUGCGUGGCUAAAGCAGGAGGUAGGAUCGUACAGGAUCGAGCCCUAUCCGAAUCAGUCGAAUGUUUUACUUCAAGGUAGAGAAGCAUGA
Anopheles maculipalpis is the source of this 657-nucleotide messenger RNA. Its product is annotated as alpha/beta-tubulin-N-acetyltransferase 9. NCBI's taxonomy places the organism in Eukaryota, Metazoa, Arthropoda, Insecta, Diptera, Culicidae. Gene Ontology annotation, biological process: protein acetylation. The transcript is spliced from 3 exons. The record is from RefSeq and is a predicted model, not a curated record. Gene Ontology annotation, molecular function: N-acetyltransferase activity. Bases 1 to 657 code for a protein of 218 amino acids.